Varroa destructor (honeybee mite) is the source of this 7831-nucleotide messenger RNA. RefSeq lists its product as uncharacterized. Gene Ontology annotation, molecular function: protein binding. NCBI's taxonomy places the organism in Eukaryota, Metazoa, Arthropoda, Arachnida, Mesostigmata, Varroidae. The record is from RefSeq and is a predicted model, not a curated record. Gene Ontology annotation, cellular component: extracellular region.
AUGUAUCCUAGUUUACCCACGAAACAUAAUUAUAUUCCAUACUGCUUUUACAUAGGUUGCUUUAUCAACGACAAGUUCUACACUGACGGCCAAAGGCUGCCUGCGGACCCCACAAAUCCUUGUGAGACAUGCUACUGUGUGAGGAACAGUUCUGCUUGUGUCCUUCAAGACUGCGUGCUACAUAUUGAGGGCUGCUCGCCAGUUUUUAAUAAACGCAAACCAACAUGUUGUCCUUCGAGAUACGAUUGCUCUGCUAUGGCGGACCAAGAAACUUUAACAACUGUCGCUCCUGGAGGCUGUGAGCAUGAGGGAAUGAUGUUCGUCACUGGUGACUCAGUGCCCAGUGUCGACAAGUGCCAGAACUGUUAUUGCAUGCCAAAUAAUACUGUUAUCUGUCAGAGCCAGGAGUGUCAGACACCCCCAGGAUGCACCGCUGGAGAACUUCAAGAAGGAGAAUGCUGUCCCACCAAAUUUGAUUGCCCUACGACGACUACAAUUGUGCCUCUUGAGGAGGCCACAGCCGUAGAAAUGGAAGACACUACCACCACGCCGAAGUCAGCAUCUAGUUCACCUGAACUCGCAACCGAAACUUCCUCUACUGACCUAGGGUCUCAAGCUAUUACUGCUGAAACGGAACAACCUGUAUUUUUCUCGGAAGCAACAACGGCGUCAGCUGAGGAAACCACACGGAUCUCCGAUGGCGGGUCCCGAGAGGAGCAAGGAAGAGCCGAUGAUUCUUCCAGGUGUGAUGUCGACGGCGUGGUGUACAAAAUAAGUGAGACUAUUCGGAUGAAAGACCCGUGCUUAGCCAACUGCACAUGUGGAGCCGAAGGUGUAAUUCAGUGUGAUCACAUCUCCUGCCAUGAGCCUCAAGAGGACGUUUCGAAUUGUAAGGUGGUCAAGGAAGAUAGCCAGUGCUGCCCCUACUACGACUGCCCUCAAGACAAAACGACGCCGGCUCCCAGUCUCAAUGAUUGCGUCAUCGACGGCAAAACGUAUUCGCACAACACAACGGUACCUCAGGAUGACCCUUGUAAGAGUUGCACAUGCCUCUUCGAGGAACUUGUCUGUGCUGUAGAAGAAUGUGUUGAGGACGGUUGUACAUUAUUGCCACCAACAAAGGACAUUUGCUGUAACUAUAUGUGCGAAGACGAAGAGGACGAAACAGGUACCACUCCCAUUCCUUCCGAUGACGUUAAAUCAGUGUCUACUACAACGAUUCCAGAUCUCGAAGCAGUAAGUGAAGUGACUGGUUCUACUGAAAGCACAACCACAGUUGAGGCUUCUUCAGAGGGCGCAGCCGACACUGCGACUGCAUCGAGCACCGAACCUUCGAAAAUGACCAGCCUCUUCUUAUUUGCUUCGAUGGAAAAUACGUCCACGGAGAGCUCUAGUGACGUUCCACCACAAGAAUCAUCAACUACCCAUACUUCAAGUGAAUUAUCAACUGUAGAAUCUUCAAGUGAGGUGUCUAGCGGCAGCUCCACGGAAGCUCUUUCCGAAGAAACAACAAGUGUUCCCCCGUCCGAGCAAACUACUGAAUCCUCUACCGAAAUGUUGGAACAAUCCUCCACGGCGUCUUCAACAGGAGCAACUAGUGAAGCUGCCACAGGAGCUUCUAGUGAAGGGUCUACUGAGGCAUCUAGUGAAGCCUCGACAGUAGCUUCCAGCGAAGGGUCUACUGAGGCAUCUAGUGAAGCCUCCACAGAAGCUUCCAGCGAAGGGUCUACUGAGGCAUCUAAAGCCUCCACAGUAGUUUCCAGUGAAAAGUCUACUGAGGCAUCUAGUGAAACUUCCACAGAAACUUCCAGCGAAGGGUCUACUGAGGCAUCCAGUGAAACUUCCACAGAAGCCUCCACAGAAGCCUCUAGUGAGUUGUCUGGUACAGUUACGACUGAAUCUACCAGCGAGGCCUCCUCUGAGUCUACAAGCGAAGUUUCCAGCGAACCAGCUACGGAAAGUGCAACCGAGGCUGCAUCUGACGAAACGUCCCUCGCCUCAACAGAAACUUCCGAAUCCACCCCUGAUAUAUCUACAGAAGGUUCGUCCUUGGCUGAAGGAUCUACAGAGUCUACGAAUGAAUUAUCUACCUCUCGUAGCGAGUCUACUGAGCUAUCUUCAGAGGCUACGACUGAUUCAACUCUCAUAACAAGCGCUACCGAUUCAAGUUCGGAUGCAACUUCAGCGGAUCAAACUACAGAAGCCUCAUCUGAAGGUUCACCCGAAGCAUCUACUACAAGUGGCUCAGAGCAACAGACAUCUUUCGGAACAACCGCAUCGGCGGAAACUGAAUCCGACACGCACAUAUCUUCAACGUCUUCAGAAGCUGUCACUUCCACUGAGCCGGGAUCUUCAGACAGUACGGGAGAGACUGAAACAGAUUGCAUGGUUGAUGGCGAACACUAUCCCAAUAAUGGUCCGAUCCCCACGGACGACCCAUGUCAAAUCUGCCAAUGCGUCGAUUCGGAGAAGGUCUGCGCAACUGAACAGUGUGAAGAACCCGAGGAAGGCUGCACGUUAAUGCCUCCAACGAAGGACGAAUGCUGUAAUUACAAAUGCGCUGACGACACCACGUCCGAAAUGCCUGCUAUUGAAACCACGUCUAAUGCUGGUCAAACAACCGCUGCUUUUGGCGAAGAAGUUACGACCAAAUCUGAAAGUACAGCAGGGUCAGUUGCUCCGGAAGGCUCCACUGAAUCCACCUCAUCCUCAUCGGAAGCUUUAACAGAAUCAACUGAAAUGGUGUCAACUACUAAUGAGGGAUCGUCCACUUCCUCAGUUUCCCAAUCUGCUCUUGAGGAAUCUACAAGUGCUUUACCUGGAGCUUCCACCGACACUCCUGCUGAAGGCAGCACAGGAGCCUCAACUGAAAAGCCUAUCGAUGCCUCAAGUGAAGGGAGCACGGAAGCUUCAACCGAAUCAUCUACCGGUGCUCUUACUGAAGGCAGCACGGCUUCAUUUGAGGCGAUGUCGGAGACUUUGCCAACAGAAGCGGUUGAAGCUAUAUCUGCUACGGCCUCGGAAACGUCCUCGGAGCAGCCAACAACGGCUGAGGUUCCAACUGCAGAGAGCACAGCAGGGUCUAUGAUAAUGCCUUCAACAACUGAAAGUACAAGCCCUGACAUCGCUGAGGGUUCAACAGAAGCAGAAGCAGUUUCUUCAACGGAAAGUGAAGAAACUUCAACCGAGGCGUCUUCCAGUACAGAAAUGGAAUCCACGACAUCCAAAACUGAAAGCAGCACCGAGACUCCUUCUUUAGUAGCCGAAACGGAAGCUAUGUCUACCGUCAGCCCAGAAGUGUCAACGGGCUCUACGAGUGAAUCGUCGAGCGAAAGUUCCCAAUCAUAUACAGAAGUUCCCGCAGACACCAGUGGUGUAAGUGAUAGCUCCUCCACGCAGGCAGACAUUUCAACGGAUGUAAGCAGCGAAGCUUCAACAGAAGACUACACUGCAGCUAGUUCGACUACGGAAAGCUCAACGGAUUCUGGUAUUGAAACUUCGAAGAUGGUGGAUGGCACAGAAACGAGCCUUUCCCCUGCUGAGGAUUCAGACGUACCCAGCACCAAAGCUCAUUCUGAAACUUCGACUGGCGAAACCUUACCGAGUUCGUCUGCUACCUCUGAAGGCUCUACUGAAACCGAGAUUGAAAGUAAAGCAACGACCUCACCAAGUGAAAAGGACAUUGAGUCAACUACAGAAGCUUCCGAGGGCACUUCUUCUGCAACAACCUCUAGCAGCACAGAAUCUUCAAGCAACGACUGUAUCAUUGAUGGCAAAAGCUAUCCAAGCAACGGUAUUAUUCCAUCGGAAGACCCAUGUCAGAUCUGCCAAUGUAUUGAUUCAGAAAUGGUGUGCGCCAACGAAGUAUGCGAUGAGCCCGAGGAGCACUGUAAGCUUAUGCCUCCUACCAAAGAUGAAUGCUGUAAUUAUAAGUGUGCCGACGAAACUUCAUCGGAAAUACCUUCAAUUGAAAGCAAAUCAAGUGUAGAUAAAACUACCGCAGCUCUCCCUGAGAGUACGGAAGGUGCUGUGACGGAGGCCUCAUCUGAGGCAGCAGAGACCGGGUCCACAGUGCCAGGUGAAGGUUCCACAGAGGAACUCGAAUCUACUUCCACUACAUACGGCUCUACUACCAAGAAAAGCUCUGAGGAAACUACAGACUCGUCAACUGAAAUAAUUUCAAGUGAGGCAACAGGAAAGACCACUUCUAGUACCGAUUCCGGAUUAUCUACUAGUCCUGCGGAGGAGACAUCUACAGAGUCUUUUACCGAAACAAUAUCUUUGCCAGCUGAAAGCUCAAGCGAGGCAUCUAGUGAAUCUUCUACAGUGGAUCAGACUUCUUCAGGGUCUACUGAAUCCAGCUUUGAACUUUCUACUGAAAUCUCUAGUCAGUCAUUUAGCGGCGAUUCCACCGACACCUCUAUGGCGUCAACAAGUGCGGUGGCCGAAGGGCCAACGGAAGCGUCUACCCCCGAAGCGCCCACUGAAGGCUCAACAGCGGAAUCGCCAAAAUUAGAAAGUUCUUCAUCAACUCAAGGCACAACCGAAUCUGUGCCUGAAAUUUCUACUGAUGCCUUGAGUGAGGGAGUCACGGAAGCAAGCUCUGCGCCUACCGAAGGAACAACUGCAACCCCGAUUCCAGUCGAUGAAACGUCCGAACCUGGCUCAACAGAAGCCCUGUUCUCUACGCCUACAGCGAGUAGUACUGCGUCAAGUCCAUCACCUGUAGAAGGUUCCACUGAAUCGAGCUCUGAAGCUUUAACUAGUGGUUCAGUGGAGGACGUCACGUAUCCAAGUACUGUACCAGCUGAAGAUUCGACUGGCCCCACCACGGAAAUUUCCACAGAAGCGUCAACUGAAGCGACUGCUGACACCAGCUCGACAACACCCGCUGAGGGAUCUAGUGAAGUUACAAUGUCACCCGAAGUUUCAACAGAACUUAGUACACAAGCCACUUCAGAAGCUACGACAGAAGGUGCCACUGAAACGGGUCCCACAGAUUCCGCCGAGAGAGCAACAACACAACCUAGUAUUGAGACUUCUUCCACGGCACCAACAGAGAGCUCUACGGUUCCUGCUGAAGGCUCGUCAGAAGUCGCAGAGACUGAAAUGGCUUCUUCCCUGAGUCCUGAAACCGAAUCAGCAGCAACAGUGGCAUCAACUCAGCCUGAACUCAGCUCCGACGGUGCUGCACCAGAUAUUACAACGGGUACUUCUAAAGAAGGCUGUAUGGUGAACGGAAAGGCUUAUCCGAACGACAGUGAAAUCCCUUCGGAGGAUGCUUGCCGUAUUUGUAAAUGUAUUGACUCAGAAAUGGUAUGCGCUGAUGAAGUAUGCGACGAACCCGAGGAGGGCUGCGAGCAGACGCCUCCUACUAAGGACGAGUGCUGCAAUUAUGAAUGCAAACAAGAAGACGCCGUGUCAACGGACAAAUCGCAGAUUGAGAGUAAGUCAGGUCUGGAUCUAACAACUGAAGAUCUGGAAAGCUCCCAAUAUUCUACCGGCGUCCCAAGAGUUUCAACUGAGGCAUCAACAGAAAGCAAGAAAUUGCCUUCUACUGAAAAAUCGAUUGAGACCUCUACCAAUGCGUCUGAAUUGAGUUUAGAGGGGGCAACUGAACCUCCUAUGCCUGAAUCUGUGACAACCGAGGCAUUUGAACCAACAACAGGCGCAUCGACAGAGCAGGGUUCGGAAACCAGUGAAUCACCUACGGACGAAAGCAUAGCUACUGAAUUGGAAGAGUCAACUCAAGUAUCCACGGCUGCAAGCAAAAUAUCCACCGAAUCUGAAGGGUCAACGACAACCCCCGACACCUCGCAGGAGACCAGCCUAGCCGCCGUCACAGCAGGCACAGAAGCUUCAAGUGAGCCUGCUCCUUCAACUACAAAUUUGGACGCUACCAAGGGUACAUCCGAAGUUCCGACUACGGACAUGUCAGGCUCAAGUGCAGCUUCGACAGAAGUCUUUAGGGAGCCGACCGAGAUGGCUAGCGAAUCGACCGCUACAGUCGAAGCUUCGAGUAAACAGUCUACAGAAGCAGCUAACGAAUCCACAACAGAGACUAAGGGUGAACUUCCCGCCGAAGCAACUAGCGAACCACCUGCGGAAACACCAGGUACCCUUUCCACAGAGACAUCCAGUGAAGCGUCAACGGAGGCUACGAGUGAAUCUUCAACAGAGGCGCCAAGUGAUUCCUCUACGGCAGUAUCCUCCGCUGCUGAAACGGAAGCCAUUUCCAUGUUAUCUACUGACGCUUCGUCUGAUAGUAUUACCAGUGCCAUGACGACUUCAGCGUCGGAGAGUAGUUCCGAAGCCUCUUCUCAAACUUCAGACGAAGCUGCGACUGCGACGACCGGAACACCUACUGAGGAGACAUCCACUCAGUCAUUAGCCGACAGUAUGCCUGACACUUCUUCUGCGUCAGACGGUACAGACGAAGCAUCUACCCGAAGUUCAGCUAUCACUACCUCAAGGACUACAGAGCCAGAGACAGAAAGCACCACUGAUAAGCCUACUGAACCAACCUCAACGGAAGCAUCAGUUGCAGGUGACUGUACUGAAAAAGAAAAAGUGUAUCCGCAUAAUACGACGGUACCGCGCGAAGACCCCUGUGAAAUAUGUACAUGUAUCUACUCCGAAAUCAUUUGUGCCACCGAGAUUUGCCCAGAGCCUAUGGACGGCUGCACCAAAAUGCCAAAAUCUGGCACCGAAUGUUGUGUGUUCAAAUGCGAUAGCAGCACCACUCCUACAGCAUCCGAAGAAACUAUGCCCGGUUCGACUACACAAGAAGCUGAGCCGUCACGCGAGGACACAUCCACCCCUGAAACAACACCGCAGGUUAUUAUGGCUGAAGUAACAAGCCAGGCAUCAACUGAACAGCAGGUCGAAGUUACGUCAUCAGCCACUUCCGAACAACCCGUCACAAGCACCACCGAGCCGCCCUCGCUUAACGCCACCGAUUACGAUGAAGAAGAGGAGGUGACAAUUGCCCCCGGAGAGUGCGUGUAUGAAGGUCGCGUAUACCAGAGCGCUGCGCAAAUUCCUCGACCUGACCCGUGUGAUUUUUGCUUCUGCUUCCGAAGUGAUAUUAUCUGUUUGCAGCAGACAUGUCCUCCGCCCAUACCGGAAUGUCACGAAACUGCUAUCAACGGGUACUGCUGCCCACGUUACGAAUGUCAUGUGAAUAUGGCGUACAGAAAUACUACAAGCGCGAUCGUAACGACCACUACAACGACGACCGAGGAGCCGAGCAGAGCUGACGAAGAAAAAGGCUGUCAGGUAAAGGGCCGUUUCUAUCGCGUUGGUGAACUCGUCACAGCAGUAAGCUCGCCAUGCAUGGAGUGCCGUUGCGACGAGACGGCAACGAUGAAGUGCGACCCUAAAGAUUGCCAACAGAAUGCGCCUCUUCUACUACGGAUGAACCGGUCAUUCUUCCGCUCAAGCACUUAGUUUCAAUACUGUGACAUACCAAUCUGCAAGCUGCCACCCGAAACAGAGCAUAGGCUUCUAGACGUCAGCCAGCUAUAGAGAAAUUCCCUUAUACAGACGCCACGAUAAGGAGCAAGCUGCAGGCCAUGUUUACAACUGGGCCCCGUCACUCGAGGUGGCCUUCUACACAUCUGUUCCCCUCUGUUUCUAAGUCAUCGUAUAAACCUUAAUUAGUAUUAAUUCUUAACUAGAAUUAUUAGCGUUAUUAAUACAUAGUCUUGCAGUCAAUCCUAUCCUAACCGCUGCUAUGUCCAUCAACUGUUGCUGAUUGGUACGACAUUUCUAGUUUCCCGCGAGACAGCGAGGCGGUCUUCCUCUCGAACCCGUUCAUUGUAUAUUGGUG